Fraxinus pennsylvanica is the source of this 3069-nucleotide messenger RNA. The record is from the annotation of a GenBank genome assembly. Lineage: Eukaryota; Viridiplantae; Streptophyta; Magnoliopsida; Lamiales; Oleaceae.
AUGGUUCUAGGGCUGAGGUCAAAGCACAGAAAGGGUGCUUCUGUUAAAGUUGAGUACAUAGUGCACUUACAGGAGAUUAGGCCUUGGCCUCCAACAGAAUCUCUGAGAUCCGUUCAAACCGUGUUGCUUCAAUGGGAAAAUGGUGAUAAAAAUUCGGGAUCCUUUAUUUCUGUUGCUGGGAAUACCAAUAUUUCUUUCAACGAGUCUUUCAUACUUCCGUUUACUCUUCGCCAAGAUAAAAAGGCACGUGAUAAGUUUCUUAAGAAAUACUUGGAGUUCAGCUUGUUUGAGCCUCAAAAGGACAAGGGAAGUAAAGGACAAUUAUUGGGGACAGCUUUAUUAAAUCUUGCCGAUUUUGGAGUACUUGAAGAAAUCUUAAGCAUUAGUGUUCCUUUAAACUUCAAGAAGAGUUCUAAGAAUUCAGCGCAACCGGCCUUGUUUAUUAGCUUGGAGCCAGUUGAAAAAGAUGGCUCGAAUUCAUCACCUAGUAGUCGCUUAUCAAAAGCAGCAUCCCUCGACAAUGAUGAUAAUGACUCGGAAAUUGCCUCGUUUACUGAUGAUGAUACUUCUUCCCAUUCAACAAGGACUGCUGUAUCAUCAACCUUUGAGGCUACAACAGCUUCACCAUCCCAAAAUGAGAAGAAUGGAACUGGAUUGCUAAAUGCUGGGACCGACCCUACUCAAGAGCCAAAGUGGAGUAUAUGUCCUUCAUCAAUUGAUGUAUCCUCAGAUGCUGGAAACCGUAUACAAAAUUAUGCUUCUUUAUCCAAAUUUUCUGAAAGAAGCAUGACAUUUGUCAAGAGGAACUCUGUUACCCCUUCCAUAAAAUCUUCUCCCUCAUUCACAGGUUUCCAAGAUAUAAACGGGAAGUCCAGCUACUGCGUGGGAACUCUUCAGACAGGAAGUGUUCCCCGUGAUGCCAAUGAAGAGAUUGCUAAAAGCAAAGCAAAAAUUAAUGAAAUCACUCAACAGUCUGUAAAGGAUGAACCCUCUGGUAGAUUUUUACCUAAAUUUAUGUCAUCUGAUAAUUCUACACAGGCCAUUUUGGACUCAAAGUCUGUCAAUCGCUCUUACGCCUCUCAGGAAAAGAUAGUGGACCAAGAAGCCAGAGCGAUAAAUGAUGCACAUAAUGGUCUGGUGAAUGAUGGAGAAAAAAGGGAACAAAUAAAUAAUGGACAUGAUGAAAAGAUCAUGGAAGAGAUUUUGCAUUUCCCAGAGAUCAAAUUGGGGGGAGAAGAUUGCAGCAGGCAGGUAACAAUGAGAAGUGAUACUCUUGUUCCCAAUAGGAAAGCACCAGGAAUUAUGGGUUCUAGUACUAACAAUGCUCGAUUAAAGCAUGCAAAGUCUGUCCAGAUACAUAGCUCCAUUCGAGGGAAUGGAUUUGUAGGCAGCAGUGCAGGUGGGAAAAAAGCAACAGAUCUUGAUAUUCCAGACUCUCAAAAUAACAGGAAAGGUAAUGCCACAACUGAAAGAAAAGAAUCAAAAAAUAAAAUUUCAGAAAGUAAAAAUGAAUGGAAGUCUAGAAUUGAGAUGCUGGAGGAAGAACUGAGAGAAACUGCAGCUGUUGAAGUUGGAAUAUAUUCCAUAAUUACUGAGCACACAAGUUCUAGUAAUAAAGUCCAUGCUCCAGCUCGACGACUUUCCAGAUUUUAUCUUCAUGCUUGCAGAGCAGGAUCCCAAGCUAAACGGGCAAGUGCAGCAAGAGCUGUGUUGUCUGGGUUAGUUUUGGUUUCUAAAGCGUGUGGAAAUGAUGUUCCAAGGUUGACCUUCUGGUUGUCAAAUUCAAUAAUGUUGAGAGCCAUUGUUAGCCAGGCUGCUGCAGAAAUGCCACGUACUGAUGGACCAGGCAUAAAAAGUAUUGGCACUGAACCUGGAUUGACUUUUAGAUUUCUUGCUAACUCUGGGAUGGAGAAAGAGAAGAAUAAAUCAGUUGAAGAAUCUGACGACUGGGAGGAUAUAUUAAUGUUCCUUAUUGCACUGGAAAAGAUUGAAUCUUGGAUCUUCUCUCGAAUUGUUGAGUCUAUUUGGUGGCAGACAUUUACUCCACAUAUGCAGCCAAUAGUUGCAAAAAGUAGUGGUAGAACUACAGGCUCAAGUACAAAGAAAACAUAUGGAAGAGGACAUAAUUUGGGGAAUCACGAGCAGGGAAAUUUCUCUACGGAAUUAUGGAAAAAGGCAUUUAAAGAUGCUUGUGAAAGGCUUUGUCCAAUUCGAGCAGGAGGGCAUGACUGUGGCUGCUUGUCUGUGCUGUCAAGACUGGUAAUGGAGCAGUUAGUUGAUAGGCUGGACGUGGCCAUGUUCAAUGCCAUUCUUCGUGAAUCUGCUGAAGAAAUGCCGACAGAUCCUGUGUCUGAUCCCAUUACUGAUUCUAAGGUUCUCCCCAUUCCUGCUGGAAAAUCAAGCUUCGGAGCUGGUGCACAAUUAAAAAAUGCUGUUGGCAAUUGGUCCAGAUGGCUUGCUGAUCUUUUUGGCAUAGAAGAUGACGUACCUGUGGAUAAUAAUUUUCUUGUUGAUGACAAGAGACCAAAAUCCUUGAAGGCAUUCCGUCUCCUCCAUGGUUUGAGUGACCUCAUGAUGCUUCCAUUCGGAAUGCUAGCUGAUGCUUCCAUCAGAAAAGAGGUUUGCCCAACAUUUGAUCCAACAUUGAUCAAGAGGGUUUUUAGUAAUUUUGUUCCAGAUGAAUUCUGUCCAGACCCCAUUCCGCAGAACAUCAUUGAGUCUCUGGAUUCUGAGGAAAUCCCGGAUGCUUCUGUAGAGCCGCUCACCAGCUAUCCGUGCACUGCAAGUCCUAAGGUUUACUCACCACCUCCAGCAGCUUCACUCAAUUUUGUUAUGGGUGAGGUUGGAACCGGAUUCCUUGAAAGAAGCGGAUCAUCAGUACUCAAAAAAUCAUAUACAAGUGAUGAUGAACUCGAUGAGCUUGACUCACCCUUGACUUCAUUCAUUCCUGAUAGCUUUCAGAGUUCAUCUGCUUUAGCAAAACUCAACUCAAUGCCACAACGAAAGGGUGGCAGAAAUGUUCUUCGGUAUCAGCUACUCCGGGAAAGUUGGGAAGAUGGUGAACAGUAA